This is a messenger RNA of Andrographis paniculata, 2804 nucleotides long. Its product is annotated as sphingoid long-chain bases kinase 1-like. The record is from RefSeq and is a predicted model, not a curated record. Gene Ontology annotation, molecular function: kinase activity. Gene Ontology annotation, cellular component: intracellular membrane-bounded organelle; cytoplasm; membrane. Bases 186 to 2540 code for a protein of 784 amino acids. Lineage: Eukaryota; Viridiplantae; Streptophyta; Magnoliopsida; Lamiales; Acanthaceae. The transcript has 9 exons. Gene Ontology annotation, biological process: sphingosine biosynthetic process.
AUAAUAGUAUCGGAAAUCCUCUCUUUCAUCCGCCGUCUUGUUGUGCUGUUCCAAACCAACCCCACCCACCACCGAUCUCCACCGCCCGCCACCUGCCGCCGCCGCCACCGCCACCGCCACCACCACCACCAUACGACUAAUCAAUUUUCCACAAGGAAGAACAUAAGGCAUAGUUAUUAUGGUGAAUGGUGAAUAUUCUCACACAGACCCUGGAUCAUCUUCUGCUUGGAUUUUUGAACCAUUCUAGUCUUCCACUACAGGUUUCUUCACUACCUCCUAGUUUGUGCUUAAAAGCCAGCAUGCAGAAGACUGGAAGUUUAUCCAAGAAUGGAUCACUGAGAAUUGCAACUCAGCAGUCUCUUCGUCGGUUGGGUCUGUGCUCCCCAUCACAAACUGGACAACAAACUUCUCCAGUCGUCUUUCCUGAGAAACGCAGUAGAGGGAAAGCCACCAAAAAUCAUGAAAACAGUGUCAAAAAUGAUGAUUCCAAUAGAGCUAAGAGGGAGGAACACCGAAUUGAUGUUGGAGAUGAGAAAUCUAACUUACUUGGAUAUGAAUUGUUCUCUGGGAAACUUUCACUGGACAAGAGAAAAACUAAUCAGACUUCUGUUGUACAAACUGCUGAUAACACAAACUUAGAUGCCAUUGAUGCUAGAUUGACCAGCAAGGCUUUGAUUUGGGGUUCUAAGGUGCUGCAUCUAGAGGAUGUGGUCUCGUUAUCCUGCUGUGUUGGCCUUAGACAUUUUACCGUCCAUGCAUAUCCCGUACAAAAAAGAUCUUGUGGUCUUUUUAUGAAAAGUGGGAGAACUCGGAAAGACUUUCGAUUUUUUGCCCCUACCUCGGAAGAUGCAAUCCAAUGGGUCAAUGCAUUUGCAGAUCAACAAUGCUAUGUAAAUAUCUUGCCUCACCCCAUGGCUUCUAAGAAGCAGAGUUCAGAAUUAAGUUUCAACGAAUUCCCCCCUGAGGCAUAUGUAAGAUGUAAAAUUCCAUCUAAAAUGCUCGUCAUUUUAAAUCCACGGUCAGGGCAUGGUCGUUCAAGCAAAGUUUUUCAAGGAUUGGUUGAACCUAUAUUUAAACUUGCAGGAUUUGAGUUAGAGGUUGUCAAAACAACAUCUGCUGGUCAUGCUAGGAAACUUGCAGCCAGUGUUGAUUUCAGUACUUGUCCUGAUGGUAUUAUAUGUGUAGGAGGUGAUGGUAUUGUAAAUGAGGUUCUGAAUGGUUUACUUAGUAGAGACAACCAGAAAGAAGCUAUUUCAAUCCCAAUUGGAGUCAUACCUGCUGGUUCUGAUAAUUCUUUAGUCUGGACUGUUCUUGGGGUCAGAGAUCCGGUAUCUGCGGCAAUAGCAAUAGUUAAGGGAGGUCUUACUGCCACUGAUGUUUUUGCUGUUGAAUGGAUCCAUACUGGAGCUAUUCAUUUUGGGAUGACCGUCACAUACUUCGGUUUUAUUAGUGAUGUAUUGGAGCUUUCCGAGAAGUAUCAGAAACGAUUUGGCCCUCUACGAUACUUUGUUGCCGGUGUUCUGAAAUUUUUGUGCCUUCCAAAGUACAGCUAUGAAGUAGAAUAUCUUCCUGCAAGGAGAGAAGCAGGUGAGGGACAGGAUCCAUCCGAUCGAGAAGUUAUAGACAUGUCAGAGCUCUACACAGACAUCAUGCGGAGAUCUAGCAAGGAAGGGCUUCCUAGGGCCUCCAGCCUGUCGAGUAUUGAUUCAAUAAUGACCCCAAGCCGGAUGUCGGGUGCUGAUUUUGAUAACAACAAUGGCAGCAAUGAACCAUCAGAAUAUGUACGUGCUAUUGAUCCACAAUCCAAAAGACUAUCAGCCGGAAGAAGUAAUGUAACAUCUGAACCAGAAGUUGUCCAUCCUCAAAUGCCGCAUUCCGUCACACCUAGCUGGCCCAGGACGAGAUCCAAGUCGAGAAGGGAGAAAGGUCGGGGUGGAUUGACUGCAAAGAAUGAUCCCACCCGGGCUUCCUGGGCGAAUACAAAUACAUAUGAUAAAGAGGACAUUUCAUCGACAAUGUCUGACCCUGGUCCAAUUUGGGAAUCCGAGCCUAGAUGGGACUCUGAGCCGAACUGGAACCUAGAAAAUCCCGUUGAACUGCCAGGUCCAGUGGAUAGCUCAGAAACGGGCGAUAAUAAGGAAAUUAACCCAACAUCUGAAGAAUCUUGGGUGUCCACUAAGGGGCCAUUCCUUGGUGUCCUGGUGUGCAACCAUUCAUGUAAAACCGUCCAGAGUUUGAGCUCGCAAGUGGUGGCUCCUAAAGCCGAACACGAUGACAACACCUUGGAUCUGUUGCUCGUUCGAGGGAUUGGACGUUUCAAACUGCUGAGAUUCUUCCUGCGUCUACAGAUGGGCAAACACCUCUCCUUGCCGUAUGUCGAAUAUAUUAAGGUGAAGUCCGUUAAAGUUAAACCUGGAAAGCAAAUGACCAAUGGAUGUGGCAUCGAUGGCGAGCUAUUUCCUGUGAGUGGUCAAGUGAUCUGCUCAUUGCUCCCGGAACAAUGCAGACUUAUCGGCCGUCCUCCAUCUUCCAGAAACUGAUUGCUGUCAGCAUUGUCAUUGUAUAUGCAUCAUAUGAAUGUUACACUCAAACUGGUGGUUUGAAACUGAAAGAGUUUACGGUACUUCUGCAAGAUCUCCUUAUGUUUUUCCCUGACGGGGUAUGAGGUUGGUGUAAAUUUUAUUUUUCUUCAUUCUUUUUUGUUUUUUUCUAAAUUAACUCUCUGGACUCAAUUGCCACUUAUGUUUUGUGUCUCUCCAAACUGGUUCGGUAUCGAAAGCCCUCUCGAGGAUACUUUUAUGUCA